UGAAGCGCUCGGGAAUCGGAACCUAAAUCAUUGUCCGUGAUUCUUACCGGAAAGAUUUAAUGGCGGACAGUAUUUUCGCGUUGCCUUGGCAGCCGGAAACGAACUGGCUGUAUUUGGCGUUGUAUGCUCUCUAGUAAUGACGGACAUUCAGGAGACAGGUCUUCUCAAUAGAGAGGAGAAUAUUGUUGAGAUGAUAGACUUGGAUGAGGAAGAAUUUGCUGUUUCAAAAUCAUCAGGGGCAGAUGCACUGUUUGAUACUGUCAUUGGGAACAUUGAGGAUAUCAUAAUGGAUGAUGACUUCCAGAACCUUCAGCAGUCCUUCAUGGAGAAGUAUUACCUUGAGUUUGAGGACACAGAGGAGAAUAAACUCAUUUAUACGGCAAUUUUUAAUGAAUAUAUUGAGCUCUUGGAGAAGUAUCUGGAGCAGCAAUUGAUCGAGCGGAUUCCUGGGUUUAACAUGAACGACUUUACUCAUUCUCUUAAUCAACACAGAGAAGAAGUCUCAGGGGAUAUAUUUGACAUGCUGCUCACCUUUACAGAUUUCAUGGCUUUUAAAGAGAUGUUUCUUGACUACAGAGCCGAGCGAGAAGGAAGAGGGCUGGAUCUCAGCACUGGCCUGGUGGUGAGGUCACUGAGAUCAUCCACUUCCACAGCAGUCUCUUCCGCACCAGGAUCAGACUCUUUUUAAACCAAGAAGCACUUCAGUCUCUUACACACACACACACACACACACACACACACACACACACACACACACACACACACACACACACAGACAAAAUAAAUGACAUAAAUUAUGUCAUCAUUUAUAUUUCCUCAGCUUGUACAGCUACAUAGGUUUUUUCUUUCUGGAGCCUAGUUUGCUGAAUUAGACCAUGAGUUUACGUUGGUUUAACACAAACUUAAUGUUAAUAGAAUCUGCUUUUGUAGUGCAGUUCCUCUCAGUGUUUUGCAGGUUUACUCAGACUGUCUGUGAUUUGUUAUAAUGAUCAUGCUACUAUACAGGUGAAUGUGGUAUCUGCUGUAAAAAGAGUAAAGCUGCUGGAGUGUGAGUGUGCAUGUAUGUGUGUGUGUGUGUGUGAGAGAGAGAGAGAGAGAGAGAGAGAGAGAGAGAGAGAGAGAGAGAGAGAGAGUGUUCUAAAACUGUUCUACAAUCUCAUGGUUCUUUAAAUAUGGGGAUUUCUACUCCAGCUUAUUUCUAGUUCAGCUUCUAGGCAACUCCCACAUGUAGAUAUUAAAAAAAGGUUGUGUUUUUUUUUGUUUUUUUUUGUAAUUUUUUAUUUAUUUAUUUCAUGUUGAUAUCAUGGGUAUGACCUGAAUGUUUGACUCACCCAUUUUUUUUUGUCUUUGAAUGUAAAUAUUACUGUAUGCUGAAGAAAGAAAGAACUCACACCAAAUAUCACAAAACGGCGAUUAAAAAAACGAACACA
Molecule: messenger RNA, 1430 nt
Organism: Tachysurus fulvidraco (yellow catfish)
Lineage: Eukaryota; Metazoa; Chordata; Actinopteri; Siluriformes; Bagridae
Gene: arl2bp
Product: ADP-ribosylation factor-like 2 binding protein
Exons: 7
Coding region: 137-688 (183 amino acids)
Biological process (GO): positive regulation of tyrosine phosphorylation of STAT protein; maintenance of protein location in nucleus
Cellular component (GO): mitochondrial intermembrane space
Source: RefSeq, a predicted model, not a curated record